ACACGGUGACAGUAUUGACAAGAAAUCACAAUGUCGAAAAGAUGACAAAAACAUUUCUUAAAAAUCACGCACAAAUUUCAAGUUAGUUUAACGAUUUAUUACAAAUAUACCAACGUGGAAUUAUAACUUUAUUUUAUUUUUAUACAAGAGCGAUAGUAUUAAUGAUAUAUGAGUGAUGUCCAUGUAAUUUAAUUGGCAAAAAUAAUGGCAAGAAAAUCGUUCCGCAUUCAAGUCGAAUUAGAGAUACAAUCUGUAACAUGUCCCGGUGUUUGGCUCUGUCCAAACGGGAAAGUCUCUUUGCAGGUGUACAUGUUGGAUUCAUGUAUUCAAACGGCACCCCUCGCACCGGUUUUUCCCCUGUUCAUCGACGAACGUUUCGUAUUUUACAAAACCUUCGCAAGCAUCAACAAACUUGUUGAUCUUCAAAGAACCUUUAAUAGGGAACAUUUAUAUGCUGAGCUGAUACAAUGGCAAGAUUGCGAGAUGGGAAACGUUUUGUCCACUUUUGAAACGUCUUUAACAGAUUUGCUUUUCCCGUCGUCUUGCGAUGUUGAUUUAUUGAUGGAACCAACACGAAAUUAUCCGGGAAUCAUUUCACCAAAAAUAGAAAUUUGUACAAAAACAACUAUUGACGAAGUUUGUACUAUGGAUAAAUGUAAACCAAACUCGUACGUUGUUAAUCCUAAAACCAUUUCAUCCCAGCAAUGUAGGGACGCAUGUCCGAGACAACAAAAAAAAGUUUGUCACAGUGUCCCAUAUCACAGGCAAAAAGUACUAUGUGGCAAAGAAAAAUCAAGACAAAAUCAACCACAAUUUUUCUCAACUUGUAAGCCCGAUGAUAGCUUAAUAUUACGAAAACCCCAGGGUAUAGGUCCCAGUUGUUCAUGUGAUGGCAAGAAAAAGGCUAGAAAAAAACCACUGAAAAGAUUCCCACAAACAAAAUUAAAAACACCCAUUAGGAGGUCCUGCGCCGAUGAGGAAUUCCUUAAGUGUUUAUCAAGUAUUCCAAACCGAACUCAAUGCGGAUGUGCUGAUGGACAUGAGGAGCCAAGCUGCCGAAUAUGCGAAAGUUACAAAAGACAUUUCGACAAUUUAGCGUCUCCGUGUCCUGCAACUGAGUCAGUGGAUGAACUUAGAGGUAAGAUCACAACCGAGAAUAGAUCCAGGGAGGACGUCCUUUCUAAGUUAAAAAGUGAAAUAGAGCAGGAUAUUGACCAAUUAAUGUGUGCGAGGCCAUGUACCCAAAGGAAUUUUUUUUCGAAUCAAAUGAAAACGAGAUCGGUGGCAAGUAACGAAUUUGGAAAACGCAUGUCAACGCAAUUUUGUUGUAAACCGCGAAGAUGCGUGUGUCCCAAAAAUAUGAGAAAAAAGCUUUCGUCCAAGAGUAUUUGGGAGAGGAAAAACUUUGUUGGAAAGUACAGCCCGAAAUGUAAAAAAGAUUUCAAAAAAGUAAUACCCAGUAUAAAAUCAUGCAAGGCGAAAAAUAAAAGGGAACCUUCUGCGGAAUGUUACAAAAUCCCUCCCUGUUGCACAAAACAAACGUUUUGCGAUCGAAUUUCUCCCCACGGCUCCAUGAUAGAAAACAUGGAGUGUAAUUUGCCACGCUCAAAAAGUUGCCAAAGCAUGUGUUGCGAUUCCCCGCUAAAUUUGGACAUUGAUGAUGACGACGAGUGUAAUGCUUUGAUAUCAAAAUAUUGUCCUCAGAAAGAAUUAUGUCCUAAAGAUAAUAAUAACACGUCAUCUUCCUGGUUUUCUCCCAAAAUUAACCUUACUGCUGACAACGAGAUGCAAUCGCAAUCACUAGGUUUGGAUGUUUGUUUCGGAAAAAAAUCUACUAGUUCAGAACCGCGCUUUUCCUCAUUUUGCGUACAGAAUGUGACCAACAAUGAUACAGAAAAUCCCUUCAAUUUAAAAAACGGAAAGUUUUUCUGUAAUAAAAACCCCACUGAUAUACCAAAUAGAAUGGAACAACUAAACUGUUGCAAAUCUCUUUGCAAAUUCGAUAGCAAAAAGGCGGCUAGAGGUUGUCUUAGCGAUACCUGCAACACUGUGGGUUCUCGAACGCAUCCUUUUCAAAAACAAAUCGAAUCAAGAUCAAAAUCCCCAUGUUUAAAAGCCGAUAGGGAUACAGUUUGGUGUCCAUAUUACGGAACACCCUGUAGCUCAAAUAAAUUUAAAGAUAGGAUUAAAACCUUGACGGAUAUGACCCAGGAUGGAACUUCAAGAUCCAACUGUGCCGUUGCCAAUAAUUGUCCAAUUACGUACUAUGUCAACGAUAGUGACGAUUGUGAUAACGAUAACGCCAGCAGCGAUUCCCUUGAUAAUAAAAGCAUAAGAAAAUAUUUUGAUGAGAGGAAAAAAUUCACGGAUUCUUUGAAUAGAUUCUGUGAUUCGUUGUAUCGUAAAAUUCAGUAUAAUUACGGAAAACUGUGUGAGGAUAAAUGUGAUUGUUGCGAGUAUUGAAGAACAAAAUAAAUACUAUACAUGUCCAUUAACUAGUAAAAUAUAUUUGUUUAUAUAG
Agrilus planipennis (emerald ash borer) is the source of this 2521-nucleotide messenger RNA. RefSeq lists its product as uncharacterized. The coding region runs from base 205 to 2463 and encodes 752 amino acids. Lineage: Eukaryota; Metazoa; Arthropoda; Insecta; Coleoptera; Buprestidae. The transcript has 14 exons. Gene Ontology annotation, molecular function: myosin light chain binding. The record is from RefSeq and is a predicted model, not a curated record. Gene Ontology annotation, biological process: spermatogenesis.